UGACAGUCAAAAUUUCAAGUGUUUUGGUGAUAAAUAAAUAUAACGAUUAUCAUUAUUAUGUUCUGAAACAUAAAAGUGUAAAUUGCUUUUACAUUUUAGUUAUUUGGUUAAAAUUCCCUUAAUUUCGUUACAAACAUUAUCCGUGUAUAGGUUUUUCUUUCCAUUGACUUUUUCUAUAUUUCUUACUCCGUGUGAAUAACAAUUCCGGUACAGUCGUGUCGUCAUGUAUAAAAGAUAUUUCAAACUCAACUUGCCUGACAGCGGACUUGCUAUUUUAUGAUAUAAAUGUGGCACAGCGACCUGAAUGAUCUUCCCAUCAACAGCUCCACCGAUUAAACAGGCAGUAUGGUGGUCGUGUUGAAUGGCGUGCUCGCCGACGAGUGCCCAACAUCCGUGCGAGCGUUGUUAGCAGCACACCCCGGCUACAGAGAUGCUGCAGCUCAGUUGUUGGCGGCAGCAGCCCGCGUGGUCGCACCGCCAGGUCUUCUUUAUGUGGGACAGAGGGAGUUGGCAGCCGUUGUACCACAUGACAAAAACGUCACCAUCAUAGGCUCAGAUGAUGCAACAUCAUGUAUUAUUGUAGUCGUGAGGCAUUCAGGGUCUGGAGCAGUAGCAUUAGCUCAUUUAGAUGGGUCGGGAACGGCAGAGGCAUCAGCCGCUAUGGUGGCCAAAGUACAGCAACUGGCUGUGGGGUAUCCCGAAGGAAGGUUGGAAUUGCAGCUAAUUGGUGGCUUCACAGACCCUCAUAGAUAUUCUGACGAGCUGUUUGCUAAUAUUAUGUUAUCAUUCCACCGCUUAACCGAAGAAAUCGACCUAACUCUGGCCUGCUGCUGCGAGUUGAACACGUCCCUCGGCGGAGGGUCACCUUCUCCUCUGGUCACAGGAGUCGGAGUGGAUAUCAGAGCUGGUGACCUCUUCCCGGCCACUUUUCCUGAUAAGGGACCAGAAUUGCCCCUACGAUGUGCCAGGACCAUUACAGGCGGACCCAAUUCAUCACAAGUACUGGACAUAUACGACAACGGAGUGGGUAUGGUCCGCAUCGGCCCGUUCUCUUACGACCCUCUGAGGGGCGUGGACCUCUGGCUGGAGCAGGCCGAUGACUUCAUUCUGCAUCACCUCAGUACCACGCCCAACGCGGAACCACCGCACUUCGUACACAAUAUCCGCGUGACACUAAAGUUCAUUCAGCAGCAUCCGUUUCCAGCAGUCACAGUGUUCCCCGACAGUCGGCCUCACUACUACCGCCGUGAUGAGCAGACGGGAUGCUGGAUGCCAGUUCGGUUUUAAAAUGAUUUCCGUUUUUGACAUAUCCGUUUAAACAUUAGAAAUUAU
Pieris napi is the source of this 1332-nucleotide messenger RNA. It is a transcript of the gene Ntan1, whose product is annotated as protein N-terminal asparagine amidohydrolase. Gene Ontology annotation, biological process: ubiquitin-dependent protein catabolic process. Gene Ontology annotation, molecular function: protein-N-terminal asparagine amidohydrolase activity. NCBI's taxonomy places the organism in Eukaryota, Metazoa, Arthropoda, Insecta, Lepidoptera, Pieridae. Gene Ontology annotation, cellular component: nucleus. Bases 346 to 1287 code for a protein of 313 amino acids. The record is from RefSeq and is a predicted model, not a curated record. The transcript is spliced from 10 exons.